CAACAACAACAACAACAACAACAACAACAACCACUACAGCAACAGCAACAGCAACAGCAACAGCAUCCUCCUGUUCAUCAUCAUUAUCAUCAUCAUCAUCGCUAUCAUCAUUAUCAACAACAGCAAACACAGAUGCAACAACACGGAAAAGCUUUAAAGACAAACAAUGAAAAAGAAAAGAGGAAACUGGCUAAAUCGGCUCGGAAAAGAUCUCUGUCCUCUUCUUCGACAUCCUCUUCAGGCUCACCUUCUACUCAUAUCUUUUCAACCACAAGUUCCUCUGAUUCAGGACUGUCAUCCAUGGCUUCCAAUAAAAGCAGUAGUGCCAGUGCUGCAAAAAGAAAAAGACCCUUACCAACUACCAUUCAACAUACCCCUUCCUCCGAUAAACCCUCGAGUAGUAGUUACGCCAAUACAAGCACAACCACUAAUACAGAUACAUCUUCGGGCGGCGAUACCUCAUCCUCUGCACCACUGCAUUCCUCAAUAUCCUCUUAUAAAUCUUUCAGUUCUUCCGCAUCGGGCAUCCUUUCAUCAAGAGUCACUGCACAAAGAAGUGUACCAGCAUUCCUGAAUAAAUUAUACAAUAUGGUGGAAGAUGUUACAACGAAUGAAUUGAUUCGGUGGUCUAAAGAUGGUACAUCUUUCAUAGUUGAAAAGCAUGAGGAAUUUGCUAAAACAGUAUUGCCACGCUUUUACAAACAUAAUACCUUUGCAUCCUUUGUUCGUCAACUGAAUAUGUAUGAUUUUCACAAGGUACCACAUCUUCAACAAGGUGUUUUAAUUGCAGAAACUGAGCAUGAGAUAUGGGAAUUCAGUAACCCUCAUUUUCAACGCGGUAGACCUGAUCUCUUAGUUCUUGUUACCCGCAAAAAAAACAGAGAUAAGGAUGCAAAUGAUCACGAAAACAUCAGCCUAGCCAGCCUUGUUCAAGAUUUGCAAGCUAUCCAGCAGCAGCAACACGCUAUCGGUACCGAACUUAGAGAUUUGCAUCGUGACAAUGAGAUUCUCUGGCAAGAAACCUUGUCUGCACGAGAAAAAUAUCAACGACAUCAAGAAGCCAUCGAAAAAAUUCUGCAGUUCCUCACUGUCAUCUUUGCAAACAGCAAUGGUAAUAAUAAUAAUAAUACUUUUUUAACUCACCAAAAUUUGGCAAUUACAAUGAAUAAUGAAGCUUCUGUUCCUAAAGGUUUGAUUGAAGAGGCAGCUUCUUUAGCCGGUGUAGCAACAAUGACAAAUAAUAUGAGUCAUAAUGCAAUGGCAGCCAACAACAGCAAAGGUAAAUCUGUCAAUAACUUACCGCCCUCAUCACUCACCUCAGCUGCAUUAUCCAAUAUUCUGUCUUCUGUUUUGCAACUCUAUUCAACCAACUCAGUUUCAGGUGUAGACUUUCCCGCCAUAAAUCAAUCGAUGAACAAUGCAAAGAAUGCAAAUCUUCCAACAGCAGCAGACUAUGAUUCCUUGACACGUUCACCUACCAUAACAGCAGUACCCAAUGCCAGCUCUUCCAUCACCUGCGAUGAGAACAAGAGCAAUGAUAUUCAGGAGAAUCCCACUACUGCUACAAGCAACAACCAUCGCCGUAAUAUUGUUGAUUUUUCAAAGACGAUGAAUUCAGCAACACGUUCAGCUCAAUCGAUCACUCAAGAUAUUGAUAUGCUUCAAGUUAAUAUUGAAUCCUUAGCCAGCAAUCUAGGGAUCGACCCCAGUCAAUUCGAUGAUGAUUCAGAAGCGUUUACUACAGGUUUCCCAUUACGGUCAGAUUAUAGCCAUUCUGCCCUACCCACCGACGUUUCAAGAUUGAACCUCAUGAAUCAGGGUUAUGUCACUUACCAUAGCACACAGCAAGAAGAUAUACGGCAUCCCACUCUAUUGAACUCUCAACCACAGCGUCCAACAGAGAGCCUGUUGUCCACCGCCGCCGCCACCGCCGCCGCCGCCGCCGCAGCAGCAGCAGUAGUAACAUCGAAGGCAGUGGCACCAUCAUCGCCUCCAUCACCACCGCCGCCCCCUCCUUCUUCUUCAGCAGCACUGCCGCCGCCCUCCACGUCCUCCACGCCCUCCACUUCCCCUUCCUCUCCCUCCGUGGAUCGCUAUGCUUUCCGGCUUCAGCAACCCCCUCGAGGUCGCUCUAUGAUGGACAGAAAUCAGCACCAGCAACGGCCAUUAAGAACUUCAACUCUACAGCCCCAAAUACCUCCUCAUCGUUACGGAGCACUUUCACCUACUCCCUCUCCUCUGUCCUUCCAACCACAACAACAAUCACAACAACAGCAGCAGCAGCCGCCGCCCAUGCCACCGCCACUGGAUACAACGUUUGCACCUAUGGCUCAACAAGAUUUCAUCACCACGGGCUCAGAAGAACCAGCAUUGGGUCCAGCCCCAGCCCCCGUACCCUCACCACCUCCCUCUCAGCCUAUAGCAUCGGAUGGAUAUAGGCAGUUUUUCAGUCCAAAUACUGUUCAUCCCAUGACAUAUUCACUUCCUGGCUCUUAUGGAGGCUAUCCUCAUUACUCAACAGGCACGGCACCACAUGAACCGUCGCUCUAUGGUCAGGAAAUGGAUCCUGCUGCUUGUGCUGCCGCUGCUGUGGCUGUAACGGCCGUAGAUACUGCAAAUCCUUCAGGACCCGUUACAGCGGGGAUAGCAGGAACAGCACCAGCUACAGCAUCCAAUGCAAGGUUUACUACCUACUAUUCUCCUCCUCAUCCUCGUCAGGCAACCAUGAACAGUGGUCAUUAUCCUACUCAGUUUUAUGCUGAGAGGCCGGACUCCUCUUAUCCCACGACGAUCCCCCACAACAAUACCAUGAAUGCAGAUCUUACAAGCAAUCAUAUGAGGACGACGCCUGCUAGAAGAAGAGAUACAGGCACACGAUAGAUAACAACAACAAGCGUUACUCGUAUGCUUUCUGUCUUCCCUACACUUGUUAUUGCCCAUAUCUAUGUUGGAUAACCGGUAGUAGUAUUAGUAGCAGUCCUUUAUUCACCACCUAGCCAUAAAAAAACCAGAAUAACCCCCCCAUCCUACAUUAUGCCCCUCCCUCUCUUCUCUUUCUCUAUACAAUCAGUAGCUAUCACCAUUCGUUUCAAGAAAUGAAGAGAAAAGCCUUCUUACUGUAUAAUAUAACCUAUCUUUGUUCUGUACACUUCCUUCCAUGUUCUAUUUAAACCUUUUUUUUUUUUUUUCUCCAAUUAAGAAAAAAA
Messenger RNA from Mycotypha africana, 3206 nucleotides. RefSeq lists its product as uncharacterized. Gene Ontology annotation, molecular function: sequence-specific DNA binding; DNA-binding transcription factor activity. Gene Ontology annotation, biological process: regulation of DNA-templated transcription. Lineage: Eukaryota; Fungi; Mucoromycota; Mucoromycetes; Mucorales; Mycotyphaceae. The transcript has 4 exons. The coding region runs from base 133 to 2880 and encodes 915 amino acids. The record is from RefSeq and is a predicted model, not a curated record.